Messenger RNA from Microthlaspi erraticum, 651 nucleotides. The record is from the annotation of a GenBank genome assembly. NCBI's taxonomy places the organism in Eukaryota, Viridiplantae, Streptophyta, Magnoliopsida, Brassicales, Brassicaceae.
AUGAAGGAAGGUGAUGAGUGGAAAACCGCCUUUAAAACCAAGCAUGGUCUAUAUGAGUGGCUUGUGAUGCCAUUUGGCUUGACCAAUGCGCCAAGUACUUUCAUGCGGUUGAUGAAUCAUGUCCUUAGAGAAGGUCGCAGCUAUCCGGGAUGGCCUAGUCCUAAGACCGUUGGAGAGGUCAGGAGCUUUCAUGGCUUGGCCGGAUUCUAUCGGCGGUUUGUUAAGGAUUUUAGCACCAUAGCCGCGCCAAUGACUGAGAUUAUCAAGAAGGAAGUUGGUUUCAAGUGGGAGAAGGCACAGGAGGAAGCAUUUCAGACUCUUAAGGAUCGACUUACUAAUGCACCUGUUCUUAUGUUGCCUGACUUUCUUAAAACUUUUGAAAUUGAGUGUGAUGCCUCAGGAAUCGGAAUAGGAGCUGUUCUCAUGCAAGACAAGAAGCCGAUUGCCUACUUCAGUGAGAAACUUGGAGGAGCCACUCUCAAUUACCCAACUUAUGACAAGGAGCUCUAUGCCUGGUCCGAGCCUUACAAACUUGGCAGCACUUAUCUUUGGCCCAAGGAGUUUGUUAUCACACUGAUCAUGAAUCACUCAAGCACUUCAAAGGCCAACAGAAGCUCAACAAGAGGCAUGCUCGCUGGGCCGAGUUCAUAG